AGUUAACGACGCUUGUCCCAGUUGCAUCCGAACGCUCCAGCCGUCAACGUUAUCGAAACUGGCAACUGGCAACAAUACACAUAAAUCAAGCUGGCCACCAUGGUGACCAAUGCCACGAACAACAACAAUUUGCAGGCGAAUAACAACAGUCAGACGCCGAACAAUAACAACGAUGACUUUGACAUUGACCAGGACGAUGGCCUGCAGGAUCUGGGCUUGCCCGUCUCCGUCCAGACAUUCCUAUGGCGCCAAAUAGCGCCAUUCAUCAGGCCAAGACUGGGCAAGCUGCAUGAAGCCAGUUGCAUGUUUUGUCAACAUGCACCAGGACACCAUGAAUCGAAAGAAGCCUGCAAGUCCUUUGAGAAGGUGCUUGUGCAGAACAUACAAUUUGGUCUCUCGCCACCGUUGACCAAAGCUCUAGGCGCCAUUCCACGCUGGCGUCUGCUCCAAGGCGCCCUGCCUCAUGUCAUGCAUGCUUGCGCUGCUUUAUUAUAUUGCCGCGUAAAAGACAUGCAGGCUAUUGGUCCUGUGGAGACAAAAUUGUUGUACACCAUGCAGUGGAUACUGCUCUAUGCCGCCGAGGAAUGCGCCGAUGACGAAGAUGGCGAUGAAUUGGGACUGGCUGAAGCUUCCGAGCCGAAGCCCAAGCCCAUGGAGCAGUAUCUGUUCUCAGUGCCCACAAUAACCUUAUUUGUGUAUUUGUUUGCGCCAAUCAUACAUCAUCUCAAAGAGUCGGACUUUCAAAACUUUCGCCUCGAAAAUGGCAUCAAAUUGUGGCAAGGCAUGUGGGACAAUCGUGCCCCGGGCGCACCUUGCUUCACUGCGCCUGUUAAGCCCAAGGCACGCAAUCUGUUGUGUGCUCCCACACCCAAAGGAUCCACGGAUGUUUUCCAGGGUCGGAAGCAUUCGUUGGGACCCGAUGCUAUGUCGCCCAAGGCGGACUCGCCACAGAGCGGUAUGACCGACUAUUUACAACAGGAUGAAGAGGGCUCUUGGGUAUCAUCGCCCAAGGAAUUCUUUCCCGAAACCAUACCGGAGGAGGCCUCCAGCGUUGAGGAUGAACGCGUUGUCAUCUUCAGACUGCCCUCAGCACCUCAACUCAUGGAUAACUCCUUUUUCACAGCCGACGCCAGUUUGUUGCAACAACAGCUGCAGCAAUCGCAAAGUCGUCGGGGCAGCCAUCAGUCUAUGAACUCUCGGGAGAAGGAGAAAGUGCCUUCGACCAAGUUUGAAUUUGAUCAACAGGAGUUAACGCGUGGCGCCUCCAUGAAGGAGAAGCGCAGCGCCUCAAUUGAGAAAGAGUCAGACUCCGACAAGUCCGAAAGCGUCAAGGCGGAUGUGUCAGCUGCCACCUUCUUGGAUGUGGCUGUGCUGCGCUGUCUCUUCAUCUCACAUUGGCAGGAGGAAGGCAUCUUUUGGAGUCUGCAAUACCUCUACAAUAGACUCAGUGAAAUAGGCGAAGAUGCCGCCAUUACUUUGAAUCAACCGCGCAAGCGAAGCAACUCUUUGCCCAUACCACAAAUCGAGAUAUCACUGUACCAGGGCCCAGGCAGCAACAGUCGUGAUAGUCCUGGCAGCUCUGUGGUCAAGGACUACAUAGAAAUACCCGAGCCGGCAGCCACAGUGACAACAAACGUAGUUGAGGAGGCACAAGUGCUGCCAAACAAUGCGGAGCGACGUGGCAGCGAGAAGAAGAAGCGCGUUAAAAUGGCGGAUCUGCGGGCAUUUGUGGAGACGAAAAUGUUUUCGAAAUCGGAGAAGAAUCUGGAAAAAGUAGGGCUCGAUACAAACUCAGCCAAUGGCAAGAUUCCACUGCAACAUGCAGAAUACCAUCGCAGUCUUGACACCGGGGAAAAGAAACUAUCACGAUCGGCAUCCAUGAUCACCCGUGAGCCAGCUAGCAAUCUUAUAAAGGGGAAAUCCAUGCCCAGUCUGAGCUGUCUGCUUGAUAGCGGAUUUUACAGAUACGUUGAGCCGCCAAAGGUGUCGCGACCACCACAGGCCACUUGUCCACGCUCCACAGCUUUCUAUCCACGCAAUCCGAUUAUUACGGUCACGGAGCAUACGCCGACGCCUUCGCCGGACUACAUGAAACGUCAGGGUUCCAUUGACUCCCAGCUAGAUGCCUUGAGCAAUGGCGGCAGCAUUGCGGGCGCUGGUGGUGCCAAUGGCAGCACUGGUGGUGGCAGCAGCACCACACGCUAUCGCGGUCCCAUGUUGCGCUCACACACCGAUUCCCACAUCGAUUACACCGGUGUCGAUGAGUCCGAAGCACCUGGUUCCUCGUUCUAUAUAACCCGCGAUGGCGGCAUCGACUAUGAGAUUGUGUUGCUGGCCGUGAGCAGCGUAUUCAAGCGUGAUCCCUCGCAGGUUGUUUCGCUGCGUGUGCUAGAGGCGGGUCUCAACAUUUGCGAACUUUUAAUUGAGAUGGGCGUGCUGAAGCUGGGUGAGCAUGCGCACGAAAUAUCCAUGGGCAUUACACGACGAGCGCUCCAGGUGCUGGGAUGUCCACAUGGCUGCAACGAUGGCGUUCGUGGUCCUCCCGCCGACUUUCUGCGCAACCAAUGCCAGAAGAUUCUCUCGCGAAUGCUGCGCCAAGCUGGUCAACGCACCAAACGUUUUCUACAGGAGAUGGUCAAGACUUCGCCGCUGCCGGAACUCAUCGAUUACUUCCAUGCAUUCCUCGCCUUUUGUGUGGAUCCCAGCUCGCUGUUGUCGCCUUUGACUCAUAAACGUCAGAGUGGAUAUAAAAAUGUUAACACCGAUCUUGGCGGUGUACCAGGUCAGGGCGGCUAUUCCACCAAUUUUAGCGGCGGCAUGAGCGGCGGAGCCGAGGGUCAGGUCGUUGGUGCCGUCUUCAAGCAGCUCGUCAGUCGCUUUGUCGAGGCCAGCAAGGAUCUUAAGUCUCCCGAGAAUGUGGCACUCUACGGCGACAUCCGGCAGCUUGUCACCUAUGUGAAGGGCGCCCAUGGUGGACCGUUUCGCCUGGUGGCACUCAGCGGCAUCUUGGCGGUGACGCCGCGACCACACAAGAAGGGACCGACAGCGCAGACCACAAGAGUUAUCAGGCAUAUACCCCAAGGAGACACCGUACAGAGUGUGCAAAACGAUGACAAUCGUUCGCAGCGACGUCUGCUGCUCAAGAAACGCAGCACAUCCUCAGCCUGCGCCGUGAGUCUGCUGGAGACGGAACCGUGCGAGGAGCACUACAAGACCAGCCAGUCGCCGCUGAGCAAUUUUAGGCGACGCACGACAGGCGUGAGGCCGACGUUGACACCGCGGCAUAGUGAGCGAGCGCUGCUCUCCGAUUCCACGUCCAGCUCGGAACGCAAUUCGCUGGGACGGCUCAGCGGCUUGGUGCGCUGGUUUCGCGGUACGCCCAAGGAGGCAUCGUCCAUUGACCUGGAGAUAGGCUCGUUGAAUCCCGAGAUAUCGUCCACAUUCAUGCGGCACGCCUCGCUGAAGAUCCAGCGUGGUCGUUCCAGCGACGGCAUUGGGCGUUCCAUACAGCGCGCCAAGCGACGCGUUGAGCGACGGCUGAACCGUUUCGGCGGCAUUGUGAAGGGCAAGAAGAAGGUGGGCGGCAUCGAAGAGACAGCGGACUACAGUCGACGCAGCUCAUCCGAUAUGUGCGACGGUCCACGCGAGUCCGAGGUCGUCAUACUAAAGGAACGCAAACUUGUGCCCACCGAGCCUGUGAGAGUUGGCAUGCUGCGUUUAUCCUUUCUGCUGGAGACCUGCGCACCGGGAUCUUUUCCCGAUCCGCAACUCAUUGCUGCCGUCUUGGAUUUGCCUCAAGCUCCUUUAGUUACACGAGCCACAUUUCUACUGGAGUGCGCACACUUUGUACAUCUGUGCAACAAAGGGCAAUGGCCCAUCUGGAUGAAGCAGAACGUGGGCGGUUACCGCGCCUCGGGCGCCAACAUCAAUCCCUCCCAGAUGAAGCAACAAGUCAGCCAAACCAGCGCUCGUCGAACACAUAUUCUGCUCCGUGCAGCGGGCAAAAUGUUCCAUCAAUGGGCUGAGAUGGUUGGCGCACGUCUCGAGGAGAUUCUGUUCACGGAACGACUGCAGUAUGAGGCACUGAAUGCCAGUCUUACCGAUCCAGAGAAGCAACGCGAACUGCUGCAGCAAGACGAGGAGGAAGAUUUCCUCGAUGAAUCCUCUGUCAAUCCGCAUGGCAACGAUUGUCCGCAUGCGCUCAAGCUGAUUGCCUGUGUGCUGCUCUUCGAGAUCACAGCCUUUCUGCGCGAUACCUACAUCACAUUGCCCAAAACCUCCAAGAUGCUGCACAGAGAUCGUCCCGCACCCUGGGAGAAAGUGUAUCGCGAGGCAAAUCGUCGCUGGUCCAUGGCACUAAGUUCUAUGGGACAUUCGCAGACCUCGGCGCAGAGUCUGCAAUCAAUUGCGGCGGGCAAUGAUGGCGCCGGGCAGACGGAGCGCAAGAUAUCGUUUGUGCUGCACGAGCCGGACAAUGAGUCGGAGAACAGCAGCAACACUACGCUUACCAAGGAGGGCGAGGAGGCUCGUCGUCCAACUGCCUCGGCAGUACGUCCCUUUCUGUUGCGACGCGGCACAGCGACCACAACGGGCGGUUCCUUCAAGCGACGCUCGCUGAAGUUGCGUCGGAAUACUAAGGAUAGCAAGGACAUUGAAACGGACUUCAACAUGCAGUCGAGGCGCAAGGUCUCCUCGCUGUCUGAUCGCAGCGACACAUCGGAGCAAGGCAUGGUCAGCGGUGGCGAAGAAUCACCUGGCAUCCUUAGCGACGACCAGCAACCAGAGUCACCAACAGACUCCAAUGAAAACGAUGAGACGGCCAAGAAUAUGCCAUGGCUCAAAGCAGUCAUCGAUUUGAUUACCAGCUACAACUAUUACUGCACCCACAAGGGCUACUGUCAUCCCUUCUGCUACAAGCGCCACAUGCGCUCCUGCACACGCCUCAUCAAGGCCACCCGCAAGGUUUAUGGCGAAGAAUUUGGUUUCAACUUUGACAUGGAUCAUCCCACUGUGGAGCCCACUGUCAUCAGUGCCAGCAAAUCCUCGGCGCGUCCUCGAUCUACUCGAAAAGUAUCGGAACAGAGUUCCACGCAGACUUCACCCUCUAAGCGCAAGGACAGCUUGUCCCGCAAGGAUCGCAUUAGCGAUGAUCCUGACAUUGAGAUGGCCGAGAAACUGGCCAGAGCCUUCCGCCAGGAAAAGGAGAAGAAAAUUCAGGAAGAGCCGCCUAUUCUUAAGUUCAUACGCAUCCACAUACGCAAUCUGUUUCACUUUCCCCUGGCCACCAUGCUAAAGGGAGCUGUGGUACUCACCGAGGAACUGGUCAUCGAAGCCAUGCCCGCUGCGUGGGAGCUGUUGCUGGAAACUAAUCAUGAUACGGCCACCUCGAGUGCCGCCGUCUUCCUCAUGGGUUCGGUGAAGGCGCAAAACUUUGCAUUUGACAUCAUGCAACGUGCGCUAAAGAACAAAAAUCCAGAUAUUCGCAUUGGAGCCAUUCAGCGUUAUCUGGUGUUGUGGAAAUGCCGUUUCCAUGUCUGGCCACGCAUGGAGGACAAUGCACACGACGCGACAUUCAAGGUCCCACCAGGAGGCAUUGAAUUCACGCUGCCCUCGCCUAAAAUUGGUAUUGAGAGUCUGCCUGUGGUUGAUCCGCCAUGGAUGCCAGUGCAGCAAACAAAAGACAUGGAUAUGACACUGAAUCAGGACAGACAUCGCUCACUUGUAACGGCUACAAAAAGCCGCAAGAUGCAGCAGACGGAAGCGAUCAGGAAUGCUUUAAGGCAGCAGCGGGAUAAGCAACGAGCGGAACGACAUAGUUUCCUCAUCACCAUGAUACCGAUAAGUCAGCAGGCCUCUCAUGAGCCAGGUAUGGAGCACGAGGAUCACGAAAUCGAAGAGGAUUUGGAUGGCACGCGUGCAUCGUCGCAUCUGCAUCACGCUCACUCGCUCUUCCCCUCGGUGCUGUGCUCCUCCGUGAUGCAGAUUGUUGGCUGCUUGGAUGAUGCAGCAAUUGGCUCCGAUGGCAACGCUGUCUACGAAGUGGCCUACCAGGUGAUCUGGGUUUGUUUGGUCGAAGAGUCAGCAUUGUUUCUGCGCUAUGUCUUUGAGCGUUUGACACGCGAUCGUCAGGAUCAGAUGUUCAAGCUGUUGCGGCACCUGAUACGCUUUGUGCCACGUCUGCCACAACAGGCUGCAUUUGCGCUAUACAACUCAAUCAUUGGCUACAUUAUGUUUUAUGUGCGCUCCUCCAACGAACUGAAGCAGGAGCUCGUGGGCUCAGCAUUGUCAGUGCUUUGGAUGGUUGUGCACUCGGUGCAUGGAAUCAUGUUCAAGGAUUUGAAGCAGAUUCUCCGCAAAGAGCAAUGUGAUGCGUCUAUUCUGCUGACAGCCAAUGUGCCCGCCGCUAAAAAGAUUGUGGUGCACGGUCCGGCCGAUGACGACUAUAACAUUCCAUCACAAUUUCCAGUCCAGGAGGACACUUUGUUCUGUCAGCUGCUGAAGGAGGCACUGGACUAUUAUCCCAUUGAUGAGAAGAGCAUCACACACUAUUGCUUGGUGGACUACAAAAGCAAUAAAAUACUCAAUCCGAAUUGGUAUAUAAGAGAUUUGUACUUCUUCAAGCGUUCCCAAUAUCCAGAGGUGCGUUUGAUGCUUAUGCGCCCAGAGGAAUCAUUUCUAGCGCUGCAAAAGCAAGAACUGACUAAGAAAUUCGUCGAAAUUGGCAAGGUGCACCUUACCUGGGCCAUUCUCAAGAAUGUGGACAUGGUUGUUCAGCGCGUUGUCUUCCUACAUGAGGAGCUCAUGAAGCUACCCUCAUUCCCGCGCAAAGCCCUCGAGGUGGAUCUGGAUCUGCAUCACGGCGGCGAGUAUGGCAAGGUGCUGCUCGGCCUAGAUGUGUUGCACAAGUUCAUGUGGGUGCGUCUUAUUGCACGCAUGUUCGAGGCGAUGGCUGGAAAUUUUGCCUACUCCGCAGACAUUCAGCUCUUCCUGAACGUGCUAUCCGGCGCAUCCAUUCUGCAUGCCGAGGACUCCUGCAUCAUGCGCUACGUGAUGGCCACAUUCAUCAACGCUGCCUUCAAUUUCAAGAAUAUCUUCUCCACGAAUGGUUACUUUAUGAUCAUGCCGACGUUGCUUCAGGUGUAUUCACUACAUCAAACCAACAAGUUGAUUACCACAACCAUCGAAUAUGCUGUCAAGCAGUUCUAUCUGCUCAAUAGGAAACCCUUCAUUCUACAGAUGUUUGGCUCCGUUUCAGCCAUUCUCGAUACGGAUGAGGAUGGCACCUAUGGUGAGGCGCACAAAGUGCAAUCAAGUUGCUUAUUCAAUCUGCUGCUUAGUCUGGAGGAUCCCUCUCCGGAUCCGCUAAACAUUGCCGAACUGGUCAAGGAGCCGAAACCACUGAAAGCCAUUGAUUUCUGUUACCACGACGAGGACGACGAUGUCACCGUGCUCGACUGCAUCACUCUCUGUGUGAUGGUUGUCUCCUACUCCGCCGAGAGCACGCGUGGCUACCAAAUGCUGAUCAUAUUGGAGGCCAUACUCCCUUGCUAUCUGCAGCAAAUCCAAUCGCCCAGCUACAUUCCGCUGCAGGGCAAAUCCGAGCGCGAUAUCAUUCUCCAGCUGGCGGUAGCCAUACGCACCAUGGUACACAAUUGCGAGGGACUGGCCAAGAGCUACAACGGACCGUAUCGCAACAGUCCGGAGCACAAGGGCUCCUCUCAGCGUAACUGCAGCCGCGGACCGCCCUGCUCACCUGGGAUGGACUUUGAGGAGGAAUCGCACACUAAAUACGCUACAGAUCCACGGACGAAGAACAUGAUGGACUCUGCUGAGGAUUCGGAAAUGAUACGCACCGAGUACCGUCGACCACGUGAUGUACUGCUCUCAGUGGUAGCGGAUUUUCUAACCAAAUCCACAACACGGCUGGCUGAGCUGGCCAAGAAGAUGCCCAGCAACGACAGCAAACCCACCGAGGUGCUAGAUGCCAAGUGUCACAUACGCUUGGCGGACAUUGCGCACUCGCUGCUGAAGGUGUCGCCCUAUGAUCCCGAGUCAAUGGCAUGUCGUGGCCUGCAACGUUAUAUGCAAUCGGUGCUGCCACGUGCCGAGUGGUCAAAUGAUACGCUGCGCAAUGCUUUGGUCACCGUUCUGCGACGCAUCGAUAAGGUGUUCCUGAAGAUCUCUAAGAAGCCAUCGAUACGGCGCAACACAGAUUGGGAGGCAGCAGCGGGGCUGCUAAAGGGCAUACAUGAAACAAUCAUACGGCAUCCGUAUGUGCUGCACUGGCAGCAGAUGAAGACAUUGAUUAGCACGGUGCAGAAUUUGAUUGUCAACGAACCGGGCACCGGGAUACCCGAGGGCGUGUCCAGUGCAGGUGCAGCGCUCAUGUCUCAGAAUCCGCCGGCCUUUUUCUGCUCAGCCGUGGUGCGUCUGGUGGCACUGCAGGUGGUAAGUCCGGUUGAUUGUUUCUCGCUGGUGCAGAUCUGUGGCGGCAGUGCCGAGUUUGCCACGCAGGAAAAGGCCGAAGGAUUUCUAAUGCAUCUGAUCAUGCCACUGUGCUUGAAAGUGUGCUCGGGACGCGGUGUCUCCGACGUUGGUGAACUCAAAAUGAGCGACGUCACAUUCCUGCUAACAGCCGUCCUCAAUGCCAUGAGUCCGCCCGCUGGCCGCACCGGCCAAGCAGUGUCCCAAAUUAAUCGAGUGACGGGUGAUCUCCGGGCCGGCUCCCUUACCUUCACGGGCAGUCGAGACGCCAAGCGUCCGGCUCGCAUUUCAGGUUCCCUGUAUCAAGCAGCGUUUCUGGCGCUGCGCAUCGUCUGCAUCUGCUUCGAGAAUCGUUUGUCCAGCGAAUGGCCGCGCAUUGUGCGUGUCAUGCGUGAUCUGGGCAGACGCAAUGAGGCUGCACCCGAUCUGUGGAGCUUCAUGGAAUUCGUGGUUACCCAUCGCACUCCUCUUUACAUCGUCCUAUUGCCCUUUAUAUUGCACAAGAUCUCGCAACCUCCCAUUGGCGACCACGAGCGGCACAUGCAGUUCAUCAUCAGGGAGCGUUUGCGUGGCACACCACCUCAAGGUGGACUCAAGUCGAAGGGCGCGCUGCUGCUGGAGCUUGCACGCGAACUUCGCGAUUUGCGCGAUGAACUAGAGGAUAAACGUUACGUCUCCACGGAUCGCGAGAGUUCCGAGCAGAAGAAGAGUGACACUCCGGCUGCAACGAGCGCUGCCGAGGCGCAUAAGUCACAGCAGCGUCCCUCGCUCAUCUCCAUUUUCACGGGCACUACAACCGGACAGGCCACGCAUUCGCAUGUUUCGGCCGUGCCCAUCGAUUCACGUAGCGGCUCUGGGGGCAUCUGCACGCCAAGCGACACGCUCUCGCAGCAGACACUGCAUCCACCGCGCGAAUCCUUGUCCAGCAGCUCGACAGGCCGUGAUCCGCACACCACGACUAGCGAAAGUCACAGCGGUGAGGUUGCGGUGGGCUCUGCACCCACCCUAGUUGGCCAAUCGUUGGGCAGUGGUCCCAGUGGGUCGGGACAUGUCAUCACAGCCUCAGCGCUGCCGCCGGGCAUAGCUUCGCAGCUGUCGCAUUCGCAGUCGUUGCAGCAGGCUCCAUUCAAGGCGCAGCCACCAAAGCUGCGAUUUGUAUCAUCUGUGGAAUUUCGACAUUCUUCAGGAGAGACUUCCACAACGCCACUCUCACCUGAGAGUCCUGCCGAGGACAGUUCGGGCGAUCACACGCGUUCGCGACUGCAGCGCUCCAAGGCGGCCAGUCGCAAAACAUUCCGGCUUAAGCGAAGUCGCCUGACUCCCAUUGAGACGCCCAGCAUUGUAACUUCAUUGUCGCAGGAGGAGCAGCAGGCCAAGGCCAUUGGCGAAAUAUCCUGGGAUUCGGUGUCACAAACCUCGUCGACUUCCGGCUACAGGGAUAACAACAGUCUGCAGACUGGACUGCUCUCGCCAGAUGGUUCGCUGGGUGGACUUACGCUGGGUCGAUCGCCAUCGCAGCACUCGUUGUUGAUGGUGUUCGAGGGUCAGGAUGAAGAUACACUCAUUUAACAAUCACAGAACGGCGACCGGGCUUACGAGCUUUAGGACAGCCUCAAUUUUCAGUAAAUUAGCACAAUUAUAAUAUAGUUAGUACAAUUAACAAUUAUUAUAUGUAGUUGAUGUUAAGUUUUAUAUUCGCGUACAUUAGUUGUUUUCCAUUAUGUGCCGCGUUUUUAGCGAUUAGGAAAUUAUUCAAUAAACAUGAUAGUCAAUCAUUA
This is a messenger RNA of Drosophila sulfurigaster albostrigata, 10262 nucleotides long. It is a transcript of the gene unc80, whose product is annotated as protein unc-80 homolog. Gene Ontology annotation, biological process: monoatomic cation homeostasis. Gene Ontology annotation, molecular function: monoatomic cation channel activity. Gene Ontology annotation, cellular component: axon; cation channel complex. NCBI's taxonomy places the organism in Eukaryota, Metazoa, Arthropoda, Insecta, Diptera, Drosophilidae. The record is from RefSeq and is a predicted model, not a curated record.